AUGGGAGUCGGACAAGAUGGUGGAGCAGCCAGGGCCAAGUGUUUUCUGGCAGGGUGGAAUGUGGCUGCGAAGCCUUGUGACUACUGCAAAUCUGCGGUGGCGCUGCUAUUUUGUAGGACGGACUCAGCCUUUAUGUGCAUGGCAUGUGAUUCAAAGGUGCAUGAUGUGAAUAACAAAUCCUUGUCUUUAUCGAGGCAUGAACGUGUGUGGAUGUGCGAAGUGUGCGAGCAGGCACCGGCUAGUGUCACGUGCAAGGCUGAUGCUGCCGCCCUCUGCGUCGCCUGUGAUCGUGACAUCCAUUCAGCCAACCCUCUCGCCAGCCGCCACGAGCGAGUUCCGGUAGUGCCUUUUUACGAUGAUGCCGAGUCCUUGGUUAAGUCCACCGCCGGAUCUCUCCUGGUGCCUGACUCCACUAGUAAUAUCAUGUUCGCCCCGCAGGACAGCUUUGUUGCCGAUCCUUGGAUUUCUCAAAACCCAGUUACUAUGUCAAAACAUUCUUCUGAUACGACAGACAUGAAAUCCAUGGAAUUUUUGUUUUCCGAUGACCAAUUCCUGGACUUGGAUUAUCCAAUUUCAUCGCAACCUGACAGUGUUGUUCCUGUACAGACAAUGAAAUCUACUUUCCCAACAAAAUUGACUGAUCAUUCAUCGGAAAAUCUAUUCGAAAUCGAUUUCACAAGAUCCAACAUUAGUUCAUACAACAACAGCUAUACUGCCACAUCUUCUUUUAGCCAAAGUGUUUCAUCAUCUUCAUUGGAUAUCGGGGUUGUGCCUGAGGGGAGCUGUUUUUCGGAAUCAUCGUACCCUUUUGGCGUUGAUCUGAGUGGAAAUCAAGGUUCCCAGAUUCUUGGAAUGAACAGGGAAGCAAGAGUUUUGAGGUAUAGAGAGAAGAGAAAGAACAGGAAAUUCGAGAAGACUAUACGGUAUGCAUCCCGAAAGGCCUAUGCCGAAACAAGGCCAAGAAUCAAAGGCCGUUUCGCCAAAAGAUCAGAGGCAAUUGAAUCUGAUAUUGAUCAAUUUUUCAUCACUGAUGAAAGAUACAGUAUUGUUCCCUCAUUCUGA
Messenger RNA from Fraxinus pennsylvanica, 1062 nucleotides. Lineage: Eukaryota; Viridiplantae; Streptophyta; Magnoliopsida; Lamiales; Oleaceae. The record is from the annotation of a GenBank genome assembly.